Messenger RNA from Oryzias melastigma (Indian medaka), 1061 nucleotides. RefSeq names its product glutathione S-transferase omega-1. Gene Ontology annotation, cellular component: cytoplasm. The record is from RefSeq and is a predicted model, not a curated record. The coding region runs from base 152 to 871 and encodes 239 amino acids. Gene Ontology annotation, biological process: glutathione metabolic process. The transcript is spliced from 6 exons. Gene Ontology annotation, molecular function: glutathione transferase activity; glutathione dehydrogenase (ascorbate) activity. Lineage: Eukaryota; Metazoa; Chordata; Actinopteri; Beloniformes; Adrianichthyidae.
AUUGGCUACAAGUCUGAAGACACAGAAACUCCGGAAGUACAGCACGCCUUGAACUCUUUACUUAAGGUUUUCCGUGUUUGAGGUGUUUGCGGGAUUUUUUCUAAACUUCUUGUGCCCCCAUAUUGUAACAAGUUCGAGCUAACGAGCGAAAAUGUCGACGGAAAAGAGUUUAGCAAAAGGAAGUCCUGCUCCUGGGCCGGUCCCUAAAGACCACAUCCGACUUUACAGCAUGAGGUUUUGCCCUUUUGCUCAGAGGACCAGAUUAGUGCUGCACGCCAAAGGGAUAAAAUUUGACACCAUCAACGUCGACCUGAAAGAGAAACCCGAGUGGUUCUUCGAGAAGAACCCAUUUGGUACUGUUCCAGUCCUCGAGACACCUGCUGGGGAAGUCAUAUACGAGUCCUGCAUCACCUCUGACUACCUGGAUGAAGUCUAUCCGGAGAAGAAGCUGAUUCCAUCCUCUCCUUUUGCCAAAGCUCAGCAGAAGAUGCUGCUGGAGCAUUUUGCAAAGUUGGUGCCAUUCUUCUACAGGAUCCCAUCCGCAAAGAUGAAUGGUGAAGAUGUGUCAGGAAUGGAAGCUGAACUGAAGGAGAAAUUAGCCAAAUUAAAUGAGGAGUUGGUGCAAAAGAAGACGAAGUUCUUCGGGGGGGAUUCCAUCACAAUGAUUGAUUAUAUGAUGUGGCCAUUUUUUGAGAGAGCUGAGGUCUUUGAAGUGCAGCACUGUCUGGACCACACACCUGAGCUGAAGAAGUGGAUCGAGCUCAUGUUGGAGGAUCCAGCUGUUAAAGCCACCAUCCACCCUGUGGAAACACACAAGAUCUUUUACAAGAGCUUCAUUGACGGGAAACCCGACUUUGACUAUGGCCUUUAGGAAACACCGUCCAUUUUAAUUGCAAUCUCUUCAAUAAAUGUUUGUUUAAGCUGAACCAAAAAAAAGUUUGAGAAAUUACUUUAAAAAGCAGAGAUUGUAUUGGGCAUGCAACAUUUUUACUGAAAUAUUUGUAAUGAUCUUUGUCUCUGUAGCAAUGAUUUCAAUAAAGCAAUUUGGAGAAACAAAAUAA